GAUGACCUCGAUAAGAUACCCUUGAUAAAGUGCACUAGGCGAUAUUGGGUUGACAUCCGGCAGAACCAUACUCACCGCCCACUGACGCGAAACUCAAGCUGCCUAAGCUAUUAAUCGAAGUACAACAACAUCAAAUCUACCAGCGACAUCAAUCUCACGGAUCUAUCAUAUCCCUCAGUUGAUCUUCUUAACCUCCACAUACACAUCUCGAUUUCGAAGAUGGAUUCCAUAGUAUCAAAAUACAGUACGCCGUCCUACGAGCAAGAAGUGCCCCAAGAAGACCAGAUGGAGCUAUACCAACCAGCUCCAGGCUUGUCUUUGAAGUUCGCUAUGCCUCCUGUCGCACAUGUACGUUAUCUUCUCAAAUUUUAAGCACCAAUUUGAAGCCGUCUUUGGAAUGGGAUCUCGAUUCGAAAAAUACUAAUACAAUCUACGUUUAGCCAUCCGCUUGGCUCCGAGCAGCUACAGAUGACCAUGCGAACCCUAACUGUCCCAUCAAGAUCGCACACGGUACUACAACUUUAGCAUUUAGAUUUCAAGGUGGAAUUAUUGUGGCGACAGAUUCUAGAGCAACGGCUGGCAACUGGAUUGCAAGUCAAACUGUUAAGAAAGUUAUUGAAAUCAAUAAUUGCUUAUUGGGUACAAUGGCCGGUGGUGCUGCUGUAAGUCCUUAACCUCGCACUACUUUAUCGUUUCUUUCUUGCUCACAUCUGAUAUUUUUGAAAUCAGGAUUGUCAAUAUUGGCUCGCAUACCUCGGUAUGCAAUGUAGACUUCACGAACUCCGUCACAAACGCCGCAUUUCCGUCGCAGCUGCAUCCAAGAUACUUGCAAACCUCGUUUACAGAUACAAAGGUAUGGGCUUGUCUAUGGGAACUAUGUGCGCUGGUGUUACGAAAGAAGAAGGGCCUGCACUUUACUAUAUCGACUCCGAUGGAACAAGAUUGAGCGGAAACCUCUUCUGUGUUGGAUCUGGUCAAACAUUCGCAUAUGGUGUCUUGGAUGCUGAAUACUCAUAUGAUUUGAGCGAAGAAGCGGCAUUAGAGUUGGGAAGAAGAAGUAUUUUGGCCGCCACACACAGGGAUGCUUACUCUGGAGGUUUCAUCAAUUUGUAUCACGUUAAGGAAGACGGAUGGGUCAAGCACGGAUUUAAUGAUACCAACCCAAUAUUCUGGAAGACGAAGUUGGAGAAGGGAGAAUUUUCUAAUGUUACUAGCGAGCUGGUGUAAGAAUGCGGCAUGGCUUAAUGAUUGAAGGAAUGAUUUCUUAUAGAUGUGUCAUUAGCAUGGACGCAGGAGCAAGGUCGGCCUUGGCCUUGUAUACUACUGCUUCAUUCACGAGUUUUAUCAGCUACGAAGAUAAUGUUAGAAGCAAAGAACCUAUCACUCCGGAUUGUGACAACGAAAGUGCUUGUUAUCCGUAG
Messenger RNA from Sclerotinia trifoliorum, 1421 nucleotides. The record is from the annotation of a GenBank genome assembly. NCBI's taxonomy places the organism in Eukaryota, Fungi, Ascomycota, Leotiomycetes, Helotiales, Sclerotiniaceae.